CCAACACUACCAUCAGCUGUUCCUUGGCCAUCGCGUUUUUUGGCCUGCACUUUGAACCUUGCGCCUCGUUUCGUGCGAAUAAAGAUACGACUUUGAGUGCGCCUGUCCGCAUACCAGUUCGUCCUCCUCCGCCGUCCAAUAGUCCAUCGCAUUUUCGGUUUAGAAUCCCGCGAAACUCGCUGCCGUGCACAUCGCAUCGCAUUUUCACAGCUGCGCCAGCAUUUUCGUUCGCUCUCCCGUUCAGAGCGCUCCGUUCCGCUCAAUCCGCUCUUUCCGCGCGCUCCUCUACGAUUCCAUUGAUAAGCAGCGCCCCCGCUCCUGCCCCCGCCGUCCCUUUCAGCCUCCCUUUUCCAAAGUGCAAAGCAAAUCAAUCAAUUAAAAUAGUACGCCAAAAUAGUGCAGUGCGUGUGUUAAUUAAUUUAUUUUGCUCCCGCAACGUCUGUGUUUAUUAAUUAGCAGUGCAUAGUUUCCGGCGGAAAAACACUUUUCCGUUAUAUUCGAGCUUCCGUUUGGCGGCCAAUUAGCAGAAAUAAAACAAACCAGGAGAAAAGGGAUAAGCCAACAUGACGCACUGGGAGGACUUCUAUAACACGCACCUGCCGCCCGCGGAUUUCGAGGACAAUCGCUCGCUACUUAAGGAGUUCUGCGAGCGACACAACAAACUCCAGAACCGCAUAGUCCUAGUCACGUCCGGCGGCACCACAGUUCCUCUGGAGCACAAUACGGUGCGGUUUGUGGACAACUUCAGCGCUGGCACGCGGGGCUCCGCUUCAGCGGAAUACUUCCUAGAUCACGACUACGCCGUGAUCUUCAUGCACCGUCACAAGUCGCUGGAGCCUUUUACGCGACACUUCACCGGUCAGCAGUUCUUCGACAUGCUGGACAUCGCGGACAACAGCCAGAGCUCGACGAUAGCCAUCAAGCCGGACUCGGUUGACGUGUUUGCACCGGUGUUGGCCAAGUACAAGAUCGCCCGCGAGACGCAGAUGAUUCUGUACGUGAACUUCACCAGUGUGGUGGACUACAUGUGGCUGCUGCGGGCCGCCUGCGAGUGCCUGGCCGCCUUCGAGGAGCGUGCCGUUCUCUACCUAGCGGCGGCCGUAUCCGAUUUCUACAUACCCGAGGACAUGAUGCCCACCCACAAAAUGCAAUCGGGAGAUGGAGCGCCGACGAUUUCGCUGCAGCUGGUGCCCAAAAUGCGCCCCCUCGCCAGCCUGUGGGUGCCGCACGCCUUUGUGGUGUCCUUUAAGCUGGAAACGGACGAGAGCCUAUUGAUUGUGAAGGCACGUGACAGCCUCAACAAAUACAAGCACAAGCUGGUCAUUGCCAAUGUGCUGCAGACACGCAAGCAUCGCGUGGUGUUCGUCACGCCCACAGAUUCCUACGAGCUGCACUUGAGCCGCGAACAGACGCUGCAGGGACUCGAGAUCGAGGAGCCCAUUGUGGCUGAUGUGGUACUAAAACACGGCGAGUUUAUCAGCAACGCGCAACAGCGGCAAUGACCGUUAUCAAUGCGUCGCCGGCCACAGACGCAGCAACAUCUGCAGCAUCAACACCACCACCAACUGGCCACAGGCGACGAGGAUGACGAUGGAGGGGAUCUGGAUCAGGAUCCGUAUUGCGUGACCACCUCGCAUUAUUGCCGCGUUCUGAACCCGGGCACGCCAAGCUUUGCCCGAAAAUAUUGAGCAGGUUAUAGUCCAUAGUGAAUAGUGGAGGUGCAUGACAGACAUUUGCAUAUUCCUUACCGUUUGAGUUCCCGCCACAAUUUGUUGUAUCUAUUUAUGGUCGCGCCUCAUAAUUAAGGUGGCUUACUUCCAUUGCCACCAUUAGUCCUUUUUCUUUCUGUUGUUUUCAUAUUAGUUAAUGUAUUUCGUUUAUUGUUGCCAUGAGAAAUGAUGUCACUUGUAUGUAUUCGCCAUCCCCCAGGUUCCUUUUCUUGUCUUCUAUUGUUUGCUGGCACGUUUAUGUCAUCGAGUAUACGCAGCGUGUUGCGCAGACAUCAAUAAGCGAUUUUGAUUUAUGUUUGUGGCAGGGCUUAUGAUGCUUAUAUAUUUAAUGAAGCAUCGAUCGCACGCUGUCGAAAUUAAAUCCCCAAGCAAACGUGUUUAAAAUCCGAAAAUCUAAAUAACGAAAAACCUGCAUGUAAUCGCAAUUUGCCGGACGAAGCGUCCCUGGACAACUGUUGUUGUCAGUGGCAGGCGACGCGACAAUUGAUUUGCUGUUUUGCAUAUGUAUGUAUAUACGUAUAUAUAUGCACGUAUACGUUGGGUGGAAAAAAGGAAAAGGUUUGCCUCUCUAAUGUCCUUGUCGGUUCAAAUUUAUGGCGGCUCAAGCCUUGGCGCCUGUCUAUCCGAAGCAGGUCAAGUGCCACCGAGCAAAGGUCAGCUUAAAGCACCUCAAAUUGAGUUUCAAAGCGGUGUAGCAAAACCUAAUUAACAUCCCACUCACACACUCUGAGUUAUUUCUUGGGCAGGCUGAGAUAGGCAGGGGUUCCGUAUCCGAAUCCUCAGGGUCUUUUUCGGAUUGCCGCCUUUUUCCACAUUUUUAUUGCAUGUUAUGUCGCUGCCACGCCUCUCGGUCCUAAGCCGCCCGUUUAAACGGGGGCUGCGGUGAGGUGGUUUUUGUAUCCUCCUUUCAUGGAGUUGUAACCACUUCCGUCCCGCCCGCAUUUGUGGUUUUAUUUUGCAGCCCAGAACUAUGCAGUGUUUUUGUGGCCUGCUGUUUUGUUUUCGUUCGUUUGUGAACCGGGAAAAAAUUCACAUUUUUUCUGACGGCGGCUUCUGUAUUUGGGGAAGUUGGAUGGGGCCCUUUUGUUUGUGCCUGCAUCAAAUUAAAUUUUAUUGCGCUCGCACGCACCGCAAACACUGGCCUGGGAACAGAUACGAACACGGAAAACAAUCACACAUGUGGCUUAGGAUAUAAGCCUGGCUCCGUUUUUCUUCCCUUUUUGUUUUCACUUUCUUGUUUCUCGGUUUUUAUGGCCUCACCAACGUGCACCCACAUAUCAAGACUCCCACAUGUGUACUUCUUUCGCCUGCCACUGCGUAUCGAUUGUGCAUUAAAGUAUAAACAUAAAAAUUCAGUUUGCCAACAUGAGUUGCGUACAAUAAAAUAUGUAUAACUAGCCAAGUGUGCGAGCAAGAUGGGAAUGUUUGGGACGCCAAGAGCGAAUAGUAUUUGCCUUAAUUGGCAUACAGUGUUUUUUUUCUUAAAGCUUACUAAAAGGAUACUAAAGCAUGCCAACCAUUAAUUAACAACUCAAAUAUCCGAUAAGUUUCCAACUCAUAAAUGUGAAUCCAACGAAGUCCUUUUCAUAUCCAUAAUUUAGGACUGAAUUGUUAUUGAUUUUAUAAACAGACUUCCAAAUCAAUUUCCUAGUUGAAUUCUAGAUUCAAUUCAUUAAUCCAAACUAAAUGCAUAUGUAAAAGAAAUUCAAUACAAAAUGAAAUCAAAAAGUCAACUUCUUUUCAAGUCAUAUAUAUAAAAACUGUUCGUAACUAUUAUAUAUCCAAGAGCGGAAUAAAACCAAGUGAACCAAUUUGUUAAAGUUUCAAUAUCCAAUUUGGACCAACCCAUACGAAAAAAAUGAACAACAAAACAAGCUAUGAUAAAAGAAAUAUAUAUAUCUCGAUGUAUACCUUAAAAAUAAAAGAGAAACCAAGGAAUUUCCAUUGAAUAUUUACUCUCUACAAGCAUUUUGCCCUUUAAGCUAGAUAACUAUUUUAUUGUUGAAAUUGGUAAAACAAAAACACCCAAAUCCAAUUGUACGCAAUGCAGUUAUGGUCACUGCACCUGCCCUUUUUCUUACCGGAAUCCAUGAGCUGUUUAACUGUAAAACUGUUGUAAAAUGUUUACCACGAAUGUACCAUAUACCGUAUUGAGUGUACUAAUGUCUAGUAUCCGUAUACUUAUACAUCUACAAAGAUACAAAAAUAUAUAUAUGAGUGUGUAUUUAACUGGAAAUGAAAUAGCUUUAAAUGUAUAGACAAA
This is a messenger RNA of Drosophila rhopaloa, 3993 nucleotides long. RefSeq names its product phosphopantothenate--cysteine ligase (gene Ppcs). The record is from RefSeq and is a predicted model, not a curated record. Gene Ontology annotation, molecular function: phosphopantothenate--cysteine ligase activity. Lineage: Eukaryota; Metazoa; Arthropoda; Insecta; Diptera; Drosophilidae. Gene Ontology annotation, biological process: coenzyme A biosynthetic process. Gene Ontology annotation, cellular component: cytoplasm; nucleus.